Plenodomus lingam JN3 is the source of this 666-nucleotide messenger RNA. RefSeq lists its product as uncharacterized. Lineage: Eukaryota; Fungi; Ascomycota; Dothideomycetes; Pleosporales; Leptosphaeriaceae. The record is from RefSeq and is a predicted model, not a curated record.
AUGCUGCUCUUCUCACCGCCACGAUGUGACUUUCUUGCGGCAACAGAACCUGACAAACAGCCUGCUUUCACCUCCUCGCGACUCUCGUUCCCUGCUUGGCCGACGACAGCACCCACCACGCCUGUUCCACACUCACCCACCUGGCCCAAAACUGCCAAAACUGCCAAAACUGCCAAAACUGCCAGUACACGUCCCUCUCUCCCACCUAGACGACUAGCACGAUCACCAUCACAAUCAGCCUCUGGACAAACUCACGACAUGUCUUCAGCACCCGCAUCUCCACACUCACCCUUCUCGCCGACGCUAGGAAGCAUUCCAGAGGUCUUCGAGCAUGAGUCCCUCGAGAUCAUGACCAAUCCUCUGCCGUCUCCUAGCGAGAAUCAGGACGCGCCCGAGGUCUUCACCCCCGAGGCUGCUGGUAUAUCUCCCGCUUCGCUUACACGAGCCAACUCGCAAGACGCCAUCAUCCAGUCACCUCUUCGCAAAGCCAGGUCGUUUGCUGUCGUCGCCAACGUCCUUCGAAGCGUUCUUGAGGCUGAUCGCAUUCGACGUCGACGCAUUCUGAAGAUCUACUUGAAGGCCCUCGUCUUCCUCAAGUAUCUCUGGCGCGCCAACGAGCGCUACGGCAAUGUCAUGGUCACUACGGGCAUGUACAUGCAGCGAUAG